Falco peregrinus (peregrine falcon) is the source of this 4386-nucleotide messenger RNA. RefSeq names its product mitogen-activated protein kinase 12 (gene MAPK12). Bases 772 to 1857 code for a protein of 361 amino acids. Gene Ontology annotation, molecular function: ATP binding; MAP kinase activity. The record is from RefSeq and is a predicted model, not a curated record. NCBI's taxonomy places the organism in Eukaryota, Metazoa, Chordata, Aves, Falconiformes, Falconidae. Gene Ontology annotation, biological process: protein phosphorylation; MAPK cascade. The transcript is spliced from 12 exons. Gene Ontology annotation, cellular component: cytoplasm; nucleus.
GACAAGAAUUUUAAUGAUAUUCACGCAGAGGAUACGUAAAACAUUUUUUAAAGCAGGUCUUUGCCUUACACACGUCGGUCCAGGCCUAUUUAAUCACAGGGAUAGGGAGAAGGUCGCCCUCCUCCCUGCUCCAGCCCUGCAACUGUUUCAAGCUGCCGCUUCAACUGCUCCAUGCGGCACCACUUGCUCAGAGCGGCUGAGCCGCGUGUGCCCGCCGCUAGUUAACGGCACAAACUGCGGUGCGGAGCGCGGUGUCUGGCCCCGCGGCGCGCCGGGGAGCCCGCAGCGGCUCGCCUCCCUGCUCCCCGCGCUCGCCCGCAACAGCCCCUCCGAUUCCUUAACGCUUCCACCUAAGGGCCAGCCGCAUCCCGGCAGAUCCCGAACGCGACGGCUCGGCGAGCCCCCCGCGAAGUGUCGCGCCGCGCCGAGCGGGCCGGGCCGGCUUCGUCCUCAGCCCCGCGGCAAGGACCGGGGCGGGCAGCGGGAGCCUCGGCACCUGCUUCCCCGCCCGUGCGCGCCCCCGACGCCUCUCGCCGGCCCGGCGGAGCGCAGCCCCAGGUGCCCGGGAGCGGAGGGGCGGGCGCGGCCCCGGCGGGGGACAGGCGAGGCGGGCGGGCCUCCCGGCGGGGGGUGCGCGGGGCGGGAGGCGCCGCUCGCCCAAGCCCAGCCCCUCGCCGCAGCCCGGCUCGGCGGCGCUGGCCGCUCCCGCUCCCCGCCACCCCCCAGCCCGGGCUCUUUGUCGGCGGGUGCCGGCGGGGGGGCCGCAGCGCCAUGUCCUCCCCCAAGAACGGCUUCUACCGGCAGGAGAUCACCAAGACCCUCUGGGAAGUGCGGGACCGCUACCGGGACCUGCAGCCGGUGGGGUCCGGCGCCUACGGAGCCGUCUGCUCAGCCGUCGAUGGAAGGAGCGGUACCAAAGUGGCCAUUAAGAAACUGUACCGCCCGUUUCAGUCCGAGCUCUUUGCCAAACGAGCCUACCGAGAGCUGCGCCUCCUGAAACACAUGAAGCACGAAAACGUCAUUGGAAUAUUGGAUGUGUUCACACCAGAUGUAACACUGGAGAAGUUUAAUGACUUCUACCUUGUCAUGCCAUUUAUGGGAACAGACUUGAGUAAGAUCAUGAAGCAUGAGAAACUAACCGAAGACCGAAUCCAGUUCCUAGUAUAUCAGAUGUUGAAAGGCUUAAAGUAUAUUCACUCAUCAGGCAUAAUUCACAGGGAUCUAAAGCCUGGAAACUUGGCAGUAAAUGAAGACUGUGAAUUGAAGAUUCUGGAUUUCGGAUUGGCAAGACAUACAGACAGUGAGAUGACCGGUUAUGUGGUUACAAGGUGGUACAGAGCCCCAGAGGUCAUACUUAACUGGAUGCAUUACACACAAACAGUUGACAUCUGGUCUGUGGGCUGUAUAAUGGCUGAGAUGAUAACAGGGAGGCCUCUGUUCAAAGGAAAUGAUCAUCUGGACCAACUCACAGAAAUAAUGAAAAUAACGGGUACACCUACUCAAGAUUUUGUUCAAAAACUGCACAGUCAAGAUGCAAAAAACUAUAUCAAAAGCCUUCCAAAAGUCCAGAAAAAAGAUUUUGCAUCCAUCUUGAAGUAUGCGAAUCCUUUGGCUGUAAACCUUUUGGAGAAGAUGCUGGUGCUGGAUGCAGAGAAGCGAGUCACAGCAGCUGAGGCUUUGAUGCAUCCGUACUUUGAACCAAUUCAUGAUCCUGAGGAAGAAAUUGAAGCUGAGAAAUAUGAUGACACGUUUGAUAAUAUGGAUCUUCCACUAGAUGAAUGGAAGCGCAUUACAUAUAAAGAGAUACUGAACUUCAAACCACCACAGGCAUUGGAGUCAAAGGAGACAGCAGUGUAAUUGUAUGACUCGGCCUUUUUAGAACUCGGAAGAAAGCAGGAAAGUUGUAAAUGUUUGUGACAUUUCAGGUGUAUACAACUUUUAUAAAUAAACUGGAUGUAAUUGUUUCAUCUGCACUGUAAGAAAGAGCAGUGUCUUUUACUCUGCAUGUGGAAGUUGGUGCCUUUGGGAGUAGCAUUCCAAAACUAUCCAGAAACUUACUCCUGCCUACAAAUUCUUCCUUCUGCAUGAAAGGAUUCAGACUGUGCUAACGUGGUGACAUCCUCAAAAGAGGCAGCAGGACCAAUUCUUCAACUCGGAGAUCACAAGAGUGUGAUGUACCACCCCAAGCAAGCUGAGACACACAGGGUAUGUCAGAAAUGUACCGUGACUCUCCAAGGCCACUGAACUGUCUUGAAUGCAAGAAGUAUUCAUGCAACUUCCUCUGGAAUAUUACACCUUGGUAAGAUGCCUGGGGAGGCUAAUCAGCUUCUGCUACCACUGCUAGUAGAAUGGGUAGUGGAGACACAGCCUGAACGAAUGCCUAUGUGUCCCCUGUCCUACCUGAGUGGAGGAGAACCUGAGCUCCAGCCAGUUCUGACACAUCUGGACAAGAGGCAAGAAGUAGAGAAGUGUUGAUGUCCUAGAUUUUUUUUUCAAAGUAACCAGCAUAGCAGGACAAGAUUUCACAAACGCACUAGGUGAACAGUCACUGGAUAAACAAUCACUGUCAAGGGGUACAAUAUUUUACUCUGAAUACGGUGCAGUCUCUUUGCAUAAUAGACUAGAGAUCAAGGAUUUCAAGGGAGAAAUUCUUAAGACUUUCUAAAAUUUUGUAAGCUCUCUAGCAUCUUAGUAUUGAAAUGAUCACUGAGAAAGUACUUCUUCGCAAAGGAUGUACUGGUUAUAGAAUCAGCAGGGCUGAUUUUAGAAAUAAAGCUGCACGUAGGUCACAUGAUAGAAAACAAAAUGAGGAUAAAAAGGCUAUGCUGCAGCUGCUCAUUGGGAAUACCUGCAGCAAGCUGUUUUGUUCAUGGUGUACAGAGGCGUUGCCAGGUGCAGAACAGCAACCAUUCCUUUUUUUAGUCUUUUGAACUCAUCUCACUUCAAAAAGCCCUCAGACUUUCUGUUCAGAGGUGCCUUACCAGGAGCCAGCUUUCUGAUGGGAUAGAUUGGUUAGACGCUUCACAAGUUCCUCUUACUGGCCCUCUUACUGUGUUUUCAUAGGUGCUUAGUUCAUAAUAAUCUCUCAGAGGUAGGAGAAAGGCAAACCUUUGGUGAAGAGUUUCUUUGUGAGAUUGCUUGUCCUUGUUAAAGAUAAUGUCUUCACAUUUGAUGUUCAGAUGUGGAUUAUUCCCAGUGCAAUAUGCUGUUGUGUGUUGCUACUAGGUGAAACAGUUGUGAAGGAAGGCAUUUGAUCUCAGCAGCUAAUAACUUAAAAAAUAGUAAGAAAUUAGUUAGAGUUUUUUGCUUUACUAAUUUAAACCAAAAGUUUUAAUCAAGGCACAGUUGUCUAUUUCUUUCAAUGAUUUUUUAAAUUAAACACCUGUAAAUAUUAACAUUUGUUUAAAAAUUGUGAUAAGCAUUGAUUAGCUUGAGACGGACACCUAGAGGGACUAAAUGGUGAUAGAAACCUUGAGUUAUUGAUGUAUUUGACAAGUCAUCAAAAACUAUAGUUUCAGGAAUGCACAAAAAGAGCAGAGAAUGUAAUUUGAAACAAAAGCUUUUUCCACACUACAGGUCACUGAGGAAGGCACGCUUAAGAGUCAUACCCCAUUUUGCACUAUUGACUUUCUGCUUGGACUAAACUUUUACAUUAAAUAGGAACUUUAAUUUUUACAGAAUAGGCAUUUUCUUAUAGGAUCAUGUUCUGUGAUAGUCUUAAAAGUCAUGGGAGAAAAGCGUCUAUUGGAAUUAGUGGGCUCAAUAGAGCCAGUCAAUGGGAAACAGAAAGUGUCAAAAACCUUGUAAAUGCUCCCACUGUAAUUUAAAUGGAAUUUCAACAUCCUAAAUUUAAGCAAGGAUCUAAAGUCUUGAGACAAUGUGGAUGGCUCAAAUGUUAGUCAGACUUUGAGGGAGCUUUUUUUUUUCCAUUGAAAUACUGGAGGAAUACAGAACUCUUAAAAUACUCUGAAGAGAACACCUUGAUGCAUGUGGCAGCAAAGGCUGAAGUACUGCUGUGCUACCUAGCCAGCAAACAGUCUGUAAGGUAAAAUAGCAAACGUGGAAAGUUUGUCACAUCUUGGCAAGAUGUUCCUGCAAAGAGAUUGAAAUCUACAGAAAUGGUUCCAAACAGCAAUAGAGAUUAUUAGUAUAAGUAGCUCAUUAAAAGAAAUGCAAUGUGAAAGCAGAAAUAUUUUGCAUGGUAGGCAGCUGCUGCUUCAAAGGGAGAGACAAUGUUUCAUAAGUUUUUAUUUGCUAUUUCUACUGGUGCUAAGCAACUCAGGAAUAAGAACCCAAUUUCUGUUUGCCUUAAAAGAAAUGUAAAUAUGUUCUGCAUGUACUUGAAAUGUGUGGUGACAAAUAAAGGUUGCGACUUUGUUUUUUACA